Messenger RNA from Zychaea mexicana, 402 nucleotides. RefSeq lists its product as uncharacterized. The transcript has 2 exons. The record is from RefSeq and is a predicted model, not a curated record. Lineage: Eukaryota; Fungi; Mucoromycota; Mucoromycetes; Mucorales; Lichtheimiaceae. The coding region runs from base 1 to 402 and encodes 133 amino acids.
AUGCAUCUUUUAAAUUCAAUUUUGCCUGCAGCUGCCUCGGCACUGCAAUCUGCGUUCCGCUGGUUCGCCAGUUUUCUUCCCUCCCCCUCCGCCUCCUCUUCCUCUGCCUCCUCUGCCUCCUCUUCCUCCAUCGCCACCACCAAGGACGACAACCACAACCGAGACGCUUUUGAGCUCACUGCUGAUGAUAUAGCAUUGGUCAUUAGCGCGGCGGUCUCGGUUGUGGAGACGGCGGUCUCGGUUGUGCAGGCGGCAGCAUCGUUGAUAAGGACCGUGUUCCUCAUUACCAAGCUCACGGUCCGAACAACGCUGCUGCUAGCCAAGGCCACCCUCUGGGCUAUCAAGAUGACAUGCUGUAUUCUGAAAAGUAACAUUUGUUUUGAGCCUGAAUUGAAAGGUUAA